CAGAAGAAGAAAAAAUGGCCGACGAAGAGCAGCAGCUCGACCAGGCCGUCGGCAAGCGGAAAAAGAAGAUACACUUUGCUGUCGAACCAUCCACGAGAGACGCUGAAGCAAGGGUAGCAGACGGCGCUCCAGCGCUUGACGGAGACCUCCGGAGCGUCGGUCGCCUCGUUGUAGUGCCACCCCACCUGAGACACAGACAUGAGGAAGGCGGUGCCCUGCAACCCCGGCUCUACGGCAAGUACCGGCUGUCGCUGUGCCUCAUCCCGCUCGGCUUCCUCGGCAUCAUCGGAGUAGCCUAUUUGAUGGCUAUACCAGAGUCGCGCACUCCAAAUGGAACGCAGAGCUCGAUACCGCUGGCGGCAUUCACGAGCGCUGUGCCACCUGCAGUCAGCCCAGGCAGACCUUUCCCGCGUUACAGGUAUGUGGCUCGACCAGGCAUGUUCGACGCUCCACGUGUGCUCGUCACGACCAUGCCACCGGACAACGCCAUCACCACGUCGGAAGUCCCCAAGGUGUCCUGGGCUGCACACGUUCCCAGGAAGCCCAUGUGGUGCUUCUUUGACUCCAAGGAUUUCACCUACACGGUGAGCAGCCUGCCGCUGGAACUGUGCUCCGCCAUCAUCUUUUGCUGCCUCGAUCUCUCGCCAGGAGGAGACAGCGUCGCCGUCUUGACGGCUGACGAAGAGAGGUACCGCGACAUCGCCGAGCGCCGCAAGGCGUACCCGUGGGUGCGGCUGUUCGUGGGCGUCGGAGGCCCACGGGCCAUGGAGGAGGGUUUCCGCGUCCUCAGCUCGCCGAACGUGACCAACAUGACCGUGGUGCGCCUCUGCCGCAGCCUGCACAAGUUCGCCGGGCGCAUGGGAGGCGAAGGCGUUCUUUUCCACCCGCCAGCUAGCACCGACGGCGCCUACCACCAGUUCAUCGUGAACCUUCAAGAAUGUCUUGGUGCAUUUGACAUUGAGGUUAGCGUUGUGAUCCCUGAAGACGCCAUCGACGACAGGGCAUUCGUGAAGUACGAGGCUUACUACAGGUUGCUCAAGAACGUCGUCGUGUGGGCGCACAUUCCAAACAUGAGCCACGUGACCUGCUCCUUCGAUGGAAGCUUCUUUGAGCCGUGGUUCGAGUGGCUAAAGCGCAAGCCUCUGUCCGUUGCCACCAAGAGCCUUCUGUCGCUGAGCCUGGCGCCGCUUCGCUACCCGAUGCCGUCCGCCCAGGCAGGCAGGAACUGCUUCCGCAAGGAGUCGGCGAUAAAUCCUCAGAGGGUUCCUUUCGCCCAGGUGUGCCUCAGGGUUGCGGACAUGACGGCGGAGGAACCGCUGCCGAGGACCGCGUGUCACGUGUACCACGACCUACACGACUGCUACGUCACCUUCUCGUCCAAGGCACUGAGCGCCAUUGCAGAAGUGGUGAAUCGACACUUCCAGAACGGCCUGGCCGUGGUCGAUCUCAACUUUGACGACUACCUCGGCGUCUGCGGCGAGCGCCAUCGGCUCUUCAACGCACUGUAUAACAUCGUCGAUGGGUCAUGAACUCUCGCGGCUAAAAGUGCGGACUCGACCUGGACGCGGCACGGCCCGGAGGUGUCCCUCACCAAGCUCACAAAGCGGGGUGUCCUGGAAGGCCAAAAUAAAAUUUUGUCUUCGUCCGGAA
Messenger RNA from Dermacentor albipictus, 1650 nucleotides. RefSeq lists its product as uncharacterized. The record is from RefSeq and is a predicted model, not a curated record. Lineage: Eukaryota; Metazoa; Arthropoda; Arachnida; Ixodida; Ixodidae.